This is a messenger RNA of Zygosaccharomyces rouxii, 678 nucleotides long. RefSeq names its product RNA-binding protein YRA1 (gene YRA1). The record is from RefSeq and is a predicted model, not a curated record. Gene Ontology annotation, cellular component: nucleus. Gene Ontology annotation, biological process: mRNA export from nucleus. Gene Ontology annotation, molecular function: mRNA binding. Lineage: Eukaryota; Fungi; Ascomycota; Saccharomycetes; Saccharomycetales; Saccharomycetaceae. The coding region runs from base 1 to 678 and encodes 225 amino acids. The transcript has 2 exons.
AUGUCAGCUAAUUUGGAUAAAUCAUUAGAUGAAAUUAUCGGUUCUGGUAAGAAGCAAGCCAGAGGCCGUAUCAACAAGCGUUCUGGCGGUCCAAAGAAAGCUCCAAAGCAAAUUCGUCGUCCAGCGGGUGUUGGUAAGAAAGUUAGAGCACCCGCAGAUGGUGCAUCUGUAGCUAGGAUGGCCAAGCUCUUAGAUACUUCUAGAGAGGCAAAAGUUAAUGUUGAAGGAUUACCAAGAGACAUUAAGCAAGAUGCCGUUAAAGAAUUUUUCUCAUCUCAAGUUGGUGGUGUCUCUAGAGUUUUGUUGAGUUACAACGAAAGAGGCCAAUCAACCGGUAUGGCCAAUAUCACUUUUAGAAAUGGUGAGAUGGCAAAGAAAGCUGUUGCCAAGUUCAAUGGUGCCCCAAUCGAUGGUGGUAGAUCGAGAUUAAGAUUAAAUUUAAUUAUUGAUCCAAACCAACAGCCUUCCAAGAGUCUUUCUGAAAGAAUCAAAGCUGUCCCUGUAACAAACAAAAACAGACCUUCAGCAGCAGCAGCUGCUGCCAAGAAAGGACCAAACAAGAGGGCAGCAAUUUUGAAGAAGGCUAGAGCUAAGCAACAGCCAAAGGAAAGACAGCCAAAGAAGAGUUUAGAGGAUCUAGACAAGGAGAUGACUGAUUACUUUGAAGAAAAACAGUGA